Molecule: messenger RNA, 549 nt
Organism: Recurvomyces mirabilis
Lineage: Eukaryota; Fungi; Ascomycota; Dothideomycetes; Mycosphaerellales; Teratosphaeriaceae
Product: Rab GDP dissociation inhibitor alpha
Exons: 3
Coding region: 1-549 (182 amino acids)
Biological process (GO): protein transport; vesicle-mediated transport; small GTPase-mediated signal transduction
Cellular component (GO): cytoplasm
Molecular function (GO): Rab GDP-dissociation inhibitor activity
Source: RefSeq, a predicted model, not a curated record
AUGGAUGAGAUAGCUCCGGAGUACGAUGUUGUGGUCCUCGGCACCGGCUUGACAGAAUGUAUCUUGUCAGGAGUGCUGAGCGUGAAGGGGAAAAAGAUAUUGCACCUAGACAGAAAUGACAUCUAUGGCGGCGAAUCAGCUUCAGUCAACCUGGAAACGUUGUUCAAAAAGUACCAGCCGGGCAGUGCAGCAUCCGAACCGUGGAAGAAAUAUGGCAGAGCCAACGACUGGAACAUCGACCUCGUCCCAAAGCUCCUCAUGAGCAAUGGCGAGUUGACCAACAUCCUCGUCAGCACCGACGUCACACGAUACAUUGAAUUCAAGCAGGUGGCAGGCAGCUAUGUGCAGCAAGGGAAUGGGGCAAGAGCUACUGUCGCGAAGGUGCCGAGUGACGCGGGCGAGGCACUGCGGAGUCCGUUGAUGGGACUAUUCGAGAAGAGACGAGCACGGAACUUCUUGAACUGGGUGGCUGCUUUCGAUGAGGCAAACCCGAGUACACACAAUGGUGAGGCGGCCUUGACAUCGACAUCGGUGAGCCAGGUCAGCUGA